UCGAAGACGUCGGCUACCUCCAAGGAUCAUGAAACCAGGAACUGGCACAACCCUGGUAAAAGGUCAUGUAAAUGGACAAACAGUUCUGCCAAUGCCUGUGGGUGUUGAAAAGGUGCACGAAGUGGAAAAAUUAUUAAUAGAAAGUAAUGGUGAAAUUUGUGAUUUGUAUUUAAAAAGUGCAAUAGAAGGUGUGGUUAUAAAAUGGGCUGCGCAAGUAAAUGAUGUUUUGGCAAACGAUUCCUCCGAAAAAUUAAACAAUUCAAAUCCUGUUCCAUCUUUGGAAAUUCAAUUUUGGAACCAGCGGUUAAAAAAUCUUGAAUUUAUUUAUGAACAGUUGAAAGAGAAUAAAGUAAAAAGUAUGGCUGUUAUUUUAGAGAAAACAAAUAGCGCGUAUUAUUCUUGUUUUAAAAUACUUUUCAAAAAUAUUGUGAUGGGGUUAGCUGAAGCUAAAGAUAUUUGCUUAUAUUUGUUGCCAUUAAAAAAGCAUAUUGACGUUUUACAAGACACCGACUUUUCUGAUAAUCUCCCGCUUUUCGCACCGUUGAUACAUGUUAUUUGCUUAAUUUGGAGCAAUUCAAAAUAUUACGAUCAAGUCAAACUGAUUGUUUUAUUAAAGCAAGUUUGUAAUUUAUUGAUUCAAGAAGCAAAGAAGUUUUUGGAUCCAACCACAUUGUUUCAUAGCGAUACAGAUGAAGCUAUGCAACGCAUCGGAAUAACAAUCAGACAUUUAAAAAGGUUUUUCAGCCUCUUUACUUAUUAUAAAGAAAAUUUGCAAAGAUUUUAUAAAGAUCGACCGCCUGAGUUAUGGACGUUCCAUCCCAACACAGUUUUCGAAAGAUUUUUCGCUUUUUUAGAAAGAUUACAAACCAUACAAUGGUUUUUUAACACAAUUUUAGAAUUUUCAAAACUGGAGAAGGUUGAAAUCGGUGGUCUAAAAGGUAGAAACCUAAGCGCUAAGGUUGUGGAAGUUUUCGGCGAAUUCCAGUCAUGCUUUUCCGUGUUUUCCGGAAAAUCUUACGACGUCCUCGAUCCAGAUGACGAAUCAUUUGUGGAAGAUUUCGCAAAGUUCAAACAAAAAAUAUUCGAGAUGGAUCUAAAACUUUCCUCCAUUUUGGUUCAAGCUUUCGAAGAUUGCAACAACCUUGAAAGUGUUUAUAAAUUAAUCAACAUAGCUGGAUCAGUUCUCGAUAGACCUUUGAUUAAAGAAGAAUUUACAAGCAAAUAUAACAAAAUCGUUGAGAUGUUAGAGGAGGAAAUUAAAACGGCCGAAUUUCUUUUCAGAGAACAAUUAAAACAUAAAAGAAAACAUGGCGAAUUUGUCGUUGAUAAGUAUAUGCCCCCUGUUUCUGGUAGUUUAAGGUGGACCAGGAAUUUAAGAUUAAGGAUUUUAUCCCCUAUUGAACAAUUCAAAAAGUUACAACACCCGAUAACAAAAUCCGAUAAAGCGUUGGAAUUAAUUCAAAAAUUCGAUCAUUUGGGGCAACAACUUCGCGAUUUUGACAAAGCUCUUUUCAUAGAGUGGACAGAAAAAGUUCCCGGCCAAAUAGAAUCGAAUCUUAAACAAUGUUUAAUAAAAAGAAACGUUAAAACGAAAGAUUUGUACCCAAAUUUUAACACAGCUCUUGCAGCUAUUUUAAGAGAAGUCCAUUAUUUGAGGAAUAUGGGUAUUGAGGAGAUUCCGGAAGUCGCGUUAAAAAUGGCGGAAAGAAACGAAACUUUCCGAAAAUACAUAACUAGCCUCAACACCACCAUCGAGUGGUACAACAAAAUUCGAAGAACUAGUAAAGAGGUUGAGUUCCAAUUGAUUGAAACUGAAUUAGAGGAAAUUGAUAAAUUAGUGCAGAGGGGUGAAAAAAAUCUUUGUUGGAACUCUGAAGAUUUGUGGGAUUUCAUGAUAAAACUUCACGAGUUAGUUGGUGGGCUUCAAGAUCAUCUUCAAAGGAGUCAAGAAAAUUUGGUUGAAAUCAAAAAUAUUUUGAUACCUUUUGCGAGGCAACCACUUUUUGAACGAAAAGAAUCGAAGAAAGACGCAGUUCUUUGCGUGGAAGAGCGAGAACAAAGAACGGCGAAGAGAUAUUCGGAGAUAAUCCAAGCAACUGAUAAGAUUAUGAUCCUUUUGAAUCAAAAUAUGGAACUUUUCGGGAUGGCAGAUAAACAAGAUAGUUUGAAGUGGAAUAAAUACGUUGAUUAUAUUGACCAGAUUUUAAUGAGUUAUUUGUAUCAAUCUGUUGGUUGCAGUUUGAGUUAUUUAAAUGAACAUAUGGAUCCUUGCAAUUCGCUUACUCCGCUUUUUGAGUCCCAAUUAAUUUUGCAAGCACCCAAUAUCGUGUUUUUGCCUCCAAUGGAUCCCUCUCAUAAAGAUAGCUUUAAGAACUUAAUCUUAGUCUUAAUAGAAGAUAUCAUGAAAAUAGCUGGAAUAGUUCCGAGAUUUUCAAAAACUUGCACGCAAACUUACGAAGAAGAGAUCAGAAACAACAGUGAUAUAAAGGAAAUGAGCGAUGAUAUUUUGCAAAAUGUUGAUAACGUUGUAGACGAUGCGUUUGAGUUUUGCGAUAACUACCAAACUUAUUCUUAUUUAUGGUUGGACGAUCGCGAUGAUUAUUUGCAACAAUUUUUAACAUAUGGAAGACAAUUAACCGGGGAAGAAAUCGAUUUAUUAUUUUUAAAAGACUCCCAAGCUCCUAAACCAUGCCCGCCAAGAAUGGAUUCAUUCCGAGAAGAAAUCGAUCGAUUCGAAAGCUUAUAUGCAGAAAUCGAACAAAUUCAAACCCAAAAAAUUUUUAACUCAUGGUUCAAACUUGAUGUAAAACCAUUUAAACAAGCUUUAUUAAACACAGUUAGAAAAUGGGGGAAUAUGUUUAAAGAACAUUUAGUAGAUAUGGUCACCCACAGCCUAUCUGAUUUAGGAUCAUUCAUAAGAUCUGCCGAUGAAGGUCUUCAACAACCAGUUGUUGAAGGAGAUUACGAAGCUUUAGUUAACGUUAUGGGUUACCUAUUAAACGUAAAAGAACGACAAGCAACUACCGAUGAGAUGUUUGCACCUUUACGCGAAACAAUCGAAUUAUUAACAUUUUACGAUCAAGAUAUUCCCGAAGAAGUCAACGUUUGGCUACAAGAAUUACCAGAACAAUGGAACAACACCAAAAAAAUUGCAAUAACAGUUAAACAACAAGUAGCUCCAUUACAAGCAGCUGAAGUCACCUUCAUCAGAAAAAAAAUAACCAACUUUGAUUAUAAAGUAAUUUUUUAUAGGGAAUUAUUUAAAAGAUACGAGUUCUUCAAAUACGGCUGCAAAACUCCUUACAUUUUAAUCGAUAGGAUUCAUAAAGAUCUUAGCAUGUUAGAAAAUGAAAUGGAGAAUAUCCACGCAUCCGGAUCUCUUUUCGAAGUAACUGUGCCUGAUUUCAAAUUAUUAAAACAAUGCAGAAAAGAAUUAAAAAUGUUAAAACAACUCUGGGAUUAUAUUAACAUAGUCCACACUUGCGUGGACGAUUGGAAAACAACGCCAUGGAGAAAAAUCGAUGUAGAAAACAUGGAUAUAGAGUGCAAAAAAUUUGCUAAAGAAAUACGAAUGUUAGAUAAAGAGAUGAGAACUUGGGACACUUAUUUAGGCUUGGAAGCCACCGUUAAAAACACCCUCACAUCUCUUAAAGCUGUGGGAGAGCUCCAAAACCCAGCUAUCCGAGAAAGACAUUGGGAUCAACUCAUGAGUUCUACGAAGAAUUUAGCCGCUUUACCCAAAGAAUUAACAACAAAGAUUGUGAUGGAUCAUAACACAACUUUGGCAGAACUUCUUGAAUUAAAUCUUCAUGAAUGCGAAGAUGAAGUGAAAAAUAUUGUUGAUAAAGCAAUAAAAGAGAUGUCGAUGGAAAAAAUUUUGAGAGAUCUAAAUACGACGUGGUCUGCGAUGUCGUUUGAGCAAGAAAUUCAUCCAAGGACGAAAUCGAAACUUCUUAGGGCUAGCGAAGAGUUAAUUGAGACUUUAGAGGAAAAUCAAGUACAAUUACAAAAUUUGAUUACGUCUAAAUUUAUUGCUCAUUUCUUGGAAGAAGUAUCAGCUUGGCAACAAAAAUUAGGAUUAGCCGACUCAGUUAUAACGGUUUGGUUUGAAGUUCAAAGAACUUGGACUCAUUUGGAAUCUAUUUUUAUGAGUUCUGACGAUAUUAGAAAACAACUUCCAGAAGAUUCAGAAAGAUUUAUUCAAAUUGAUAAAGAUUUUAAACUUCUCAUGGAAGAAAUGUCCCAAGUUCCAAAUGUUGUUGAAUCCACAAAUCGCGAUGGACUUUUAACCAUUUUAGAAGCUUUACAAAGCAAAUUAAUUCUUUGCGAAAAAGCUUUAGCGGUUUACUUAGAAACAAAACGAUUGGCUUUUCCAAGAUUUUAUUUCGUAUCUUCCGCGGAUCUUCUUGAUAUUUUAUCAAACGGAAAUCAACCUGAAUUAAUAUGCAAACACCUCACAAAAUUAUUCGAUUCAAUCGCUAAAUUAAAAUUUGAAAGCAACGAAGAUUCAAAUAUCAUUUUAGGGAUGUUUGCAAAAGAUGGUGAAUACGUUUCUUUUGAAACUUCAUGUUCAAGUGAAGGACCUGUAGAAGUAUGGUUAAAUAGAGUUCAAAGUUGUAUGAGAUCCACGAUUCGAAAAGGAAUCGGAGAAGGGGUGUUAUCGUACGAAGAAAAACCUAGAGAUCAUUGGUUAUUUGAUUUCCCAGCGCAAGUUUCUCUUUGCGGAACACAAAUUUGGUGGACAACCGAAGUUAACAUAGCAUUUGGCCGGCUUGAAGAAGGUUAUGAUAACGCCAUUCGAGAUUAUUACAAAAAGCAAGUUUCCCAAUUAAGUACUUUAAUUACUUUGUUAAUCGGCGAUUUAAGCCGGCAAGAUCGUCAAAAAAUUAUGACGAUAUGCACGAUAGAUGUUCAUUCGAGAGAUGUUGUGAGUAAAUUAAUCCAAAUGAAAAUUGAUAACGCUUCGGCAUUUCAAUGGGUUUCCCAAUUAAGACAUCGGUGGUGCGAAAAAGUUAAUCAUUGCUUUGCUAACAUUUGCGAUGCUGAAUUUACGUAUAGCUAUGAAUAUUUGGGGAAUACACCAAGAUUAGUUAUAACACCUUUAACAGAUCGGUGUUAUAUCACUUUAACUCAGUCUUUACAUCUUGUUAUGGGAGGUGGCCCAGCUGGUCCGGCUGGUACAGGAAAAACAGAGACAACAAAAGAUCUUGGAAGGGCUUUAGGAAUAUCAGUUUACGUUUUUAAUUGUUCGGAACAAAUGGAUUAUAAAUCUUGCGGAAAUAUUUAUAAAGGAUUGGCACAAACUGGUGCUUGGGGUUGUUUUGAUGAAUUUAAUAGGAUUUCCGUUGAAGUUUUAUCUGUAGUUGCCGUGCAAGUAAAGUCGGUUUUAGACGCGAUUAGACAUAAGAAAAGUCAAUUCGAUUUUAUGGGAGAGAUGAUAGCUUUAGUUCCAACCGUGGGCAUUUUUAUUACUAUGAAUCCUGGAUAUGCUGGGAGAACGGAGCUCCCAGAAAACUUAAAAUCCCAAUUCAGACCUUGUGCUAUGGUUGUACCAGAUUUUGAGCUUAUCUGCGAAAUUAUGUUAGUUGCAGAAGGUUUUCAAGAGGCCAAAAUUUUAGCGAGAAAGUUUAUUACUUUAUACACUUUAUGCAAAGAGCUUUUAUCUAAACAAGAUCAUUAUGAUUGGGGAUUACGAGCAAUAAAAUCGGUUUUAGUUGUCGCGGGGUCUUUAAAAAGAGGUGAUCCAGGGCGCCCAGAAGAAGAAGUUCUUAUGCGCGCAUUAAGAGACUUCAAUAUCCCUAAAAUCGUCACUGACGACACUCCAGUUUUUAUGGGAUUAAUCGGUGAUUUAUUCCCAGCUUUAGAAGUGCCUAGAAAAAGAGACGCCGAUUUUGAAAGAACCGUCAAACAAGCAGCUAUUGAUUUAUUGCUACAACCAGAAGAUAAUUUCAUUUUAAAAGUAGUUCAAUUGGAAGAAUUAUUAGAAGUUAGGCAUUCGGUAUUUAUAGUUGGAAACGCGGGAACCGGAAAAACACAAGUGUGGAAAACUCUAUUUAAAACGUACCAAAACAUGAAACGAAAACCGGUAUUUAAUGACUUAAAUCCGAAAGCUGUAACGAACGAUGAACUUUUUGGAAUAAUUAAUCCGGCCACUAGGGAAUGGAAAGACGGGUUAUUUUCCGUUUUGAUGAGAGACCAAGCAAAUUUAGUCGGUGAACAUCCCAAAUGGAUAAUUUUAGAUGGAGACAUCGAUCCUAUGUGGAUAGAAUCCUUAAACACGGUAAUGGAUGAUAACAAAGUUUUAACAUUAGCUAGCAACGAAAGAAUCGCCCUCACACCCACAAUGAGGCUUAUUUUCGAAAUAUCAAAUUUAAAAACAGCUACUCCAGCAACCGUUUCACGAGCUGGAAUACUUUACAUCAACCCACAAGAUUUGGGAUGGAACCCCUACGUAACAAGUUGGCUAGAAACAAGAACAAACCAAGUUGAAAAAUCAAACUUAAUCAUGCUUUUCGACAAAUACAUCCCAAUUUGCUUAGAAAACGUCCGAACAAGAUUCAAAAAAAUUACACCCAUCGUUGAAACAACCCACAUCGAAAUGCUUUGCCAUCUUUUAGACUGCCUAUUAUCACCAAUUAACACCCCACAAGAUUGCCCCAAAGAAUGGUACGAACUAUACUUUGUUUUUAGUAGUGUUUGGGCUUUUGGAUCAGCUAUGUUUCAAGAACAAGCCACCGAUUAUAGAGUUGAAUUUACAAAGUGGUGGGUCAAUGAGUUCAAAAGUGUCAAAUUUCCAACUGGUGGAACUGUUUUUGAUUAUUUUAUUGAUUGUGAAACUAAACAAUUCGUACCAUGGGCGGAAAGCUUGGGACGAUUUGAAUUAGAUCCAGAUAUGCCUUUACAGGCUGUCCUGGUGCACACCGCAGAGUCAAUAAGGGUGCGAUAUUUCCUGAAUCUAUUAAUGGAGAAGAAGCACCCGGUGAUGUUAGUUGGAACAGCUGGUAGCGGUAAGACGGUAUUAGUAGGGGAGAAAUUAACAUCCUUAUCCGAGAAUUAUGCCGUAACGAACGUUUCAUUUAAUUUCUACACGACGUCGGAAAUGCUGCAAAAGAUCCUGGAGCGACCUUUGGAGAAAAAAGCCGGGAGAAAUUACGGACCACCCGGUAACAAGACCCUCAUCUAUUUCCUAGACGAUAUGAACAUGCCGGAGGUCGACACGUACGGAACAGUACAACCGCACACGCUCAUUAGGCAGCACCUGGAUUACAAUCAUUGGUAUGACCGGAACAAAUUGACGUUGAAGGAUAUACAUAAUUGCCAGUACGUUUCGUGUAUGAACCCAACCGCAGGAAGCUUUACAAUUAACCCGCGCCUCCAACGUCAUUUCUACGUCUUCGCCAUCAGUUUUCCUGGUAGCGAUGCUCUCACUACUAUUUACCACGCCAUCCUCAGCCAACACCUUGCAAAUCCCGAACUUAAAUUCCAACCUCACCUUUUCAAGUUUGCAGAUAACGUUGUUGCUGCAUCAGUUGUAUUACAUCAUAAAAUAUCACAAAUCUUUUUACCCACCGCAAUCAAAUUUCAUUACAUCUUCAAUUUAAGAGAUAUCUCAAAUAUUUUCCAGGGACUAUUAUUUAGUACAAAUGAUUGUGUAAAUGAACCCUGUGAUCUCGUACGACUUUGGACACAUGAAUGUCAACGUGUUUACGGUGAUAAACUUGUUGAGGAUAAAGAUAUCGAUGCAUUUAGCAAACUUGUCCAUGAUAUCUUCAAGAAACACUUCGAGGAUGUCGACGAGUCUUUCGUCUUCGAGAAGCCCAAUAUAUACUGCCAUUUCGCCGGCGGGAUUGGUGAGCCCAAGUACAUGCCUAUUGACAAAUGGGCCACUUUGCACAAACUACUGACAGAGGCCAUGGUCAGCUACAACGACCUCGUCGCAGCAAUGAACUUAGUUCUCUUUGAAGACGCCAUGAUGCACGUUUGCCGUAUUAAUAGAAUUUUAGAAUCCCCGAGAGGAAGUGCUCUCUUAGUAGGAGUGGGCGGAAGCGGAAAACAGUCCUUAUCCCGAUUAGCAGCCUUCAUAUCCGCUUUGGAAGUAGUUCAAAUCCAACUGAAAAAAGGUUACGGCAUUCAAGAUUUGAAAAAUGAAGUUUCAGGAUUGUACUUAAAGUCUGGUUUAAAGAAUGUUGGGAUAAUGUUUUUAAUGACAGAUGCGCAAGUUCCCAACGAACAAUUUUUAGUGUUAAUAAAUGAUAUGUUGUCGUCGGGGGAGGUUCCCGACAUGUUUCCCGAUGACGAAAUAGAAAAUAUAAUUGGGGGGGUUCGGAACGAAGUGAAAGGAGCUGGAUUGCCCGAUACCAGAGAGACAUGUUGGAAAUUUUUUAUAGACAGGGUUAGGAGGCAAUUAAAAAUAGUUCUCUGCUUUUCCCCAGUCGGUUCAACGCUCAGAAUUCGCUCUAGAAAAUUCCCAGCAAUCAUAAAUUGUACUCAAAUAAACUGGUUCCACGAAUGGCCACAAGAGGCUUUAGUAUCCGUUUCACUCAGAUUCCUAGAGGCAUUGGAAGUACUUCCCGAAACCCUAAGAGAUCAAGUUGCACAAUUCAUGGCUUACGUCCACACUUCCGUUAAUACAAUGUCAAAGCAAUACCUUCAAAACGAAAGAAGAUAUAACUACACCACCCCAAAAUCUUAUCUCGAACAAAUAAAUCUUUAUUCAAAACUUUUGCGCCAAAAAUCGGAAGAAUUAUCCGGGAAAAUUCAAAGAUUAGAAAACGGCUUAGAUAAACUCAAAAGCACGGCGGAACAAGUAGACGAAUUAAAAGUAAAAUUAGCCGUCCAAGAAGUGGAGCUAAAAGAAAAGAACGAAGCAGCUGACGCAUUAAUCGAAAUGGUAAAAAUCGAAACCGAAAAGGUUUGCAUAGAAAAAAACGCAGCUGAUGAAGAAGAAAAAAAAGUUGCUAUAAUCGCCGAAGAAGUAACGAAAAAACAAAAAGACUGCGAGGAAGAUCUUAUGAAAGCAGAACCAGCUUUAACAGCAGCACAAGAUGCUCUCAACACAUUAAAUAAAGCCAACCUCACCGAAUUAAAGAGCUUUGGGUCUCCUCCAGGUGCAGUUACAAAUGUUACGGCCGCAGUUAUGGUUCUUCUUGCUCCUGGUGGAAAGAUCCCAAAAGAUAGAAGCUGGAAAGCCGCUAAAAUCGUCAUGGCCAAAGUAGACUCCUUUUUAGAUGCCCUAAUUAAUUACGAUAAAGAAAACAUCCACCCGGACGUAAUAAAAGCUAUAGAACCUUACUUGAAAGAUCCCGAAUUUGACCCCGACUUUAUAAGAUCGAAAUCAGCUGCAGCCGCUGGUUUAUGCGCUUGGGUUAUUAACAUCAUCAAGUUUUAUGAAGUCUUUUGCGAUGUUGAACCGAAACGGAAAGCGCUCGCCCAAGCCAACGCCGAAUUAGCAGCCGCACAAGAGAAAUUGAGUUGUAUUAAACGAAAAGUUGCCUCGUUAGAGGAACAAUUAGCUAAAUUAACAUCUGAUUUCGAACAAGCUAUUGCCGAAAAAACACUUUGUCAGCAAGAAGCAGAUGCUACAAACGCAACCAUUUCUUUAGCCAACAGAUUAGUUGGGGGGUUAGCUAGUGAAAAUGUCCGUUGGGCUCAAGCUGUUGAUAAUUUUAUUCAACAAGGAACCAUGCUUCCUGGUGAUGUUCUUUCCAUCACAGCGUUUAUUUCGUAUGUUGGAUGUUUUACAAAGCAGUAUAGAUUGGAUUUGCUUCAUAAAAUGUGGUUUCCAUUUUUAAAGAAUCUUGAUCCACCAAUUCCAAUAACAAUAGAUUUAGAUCCUUUAUCAUUAUUAACCGAUGAUACACAAAUAGCAAAAUGGCAAAAUGAAGGAUUACCGAGCGAUCGGAUGUCAACAGAGAACGCAACAAUUCUAUCAAAUUCGGAUAGAUGGCCCUUGAUGAUUGAUCCGCAGCUCCAAGGUGUCAAGUGGAUUAAGCAAAAAUACGGGGAGACAUUGCAAGUGAUCCGGUUGGGUCAGAAGGGGUUUUUGGACACGAUCGAGAAGUCCAUAAGCUCGGGGACGACGGUGUUGAUGGAGAAUAUAGGAGAAUUCGUCGAUCCAGUCCUUGAUACUCUGUUGGGGCGGAACUUAAUUAAGAAGGGAAAGGCCAUUAAAAUCGGCGACAAGGAAAUCGAAUAUAACCAGAACUUCAGGCUCAUAUUACACACCAAGCUGGCCAACCCUCAUUAUAAACCGGAAAUGCAAGCUCAGACAACUUUAAUUAAUUUUACUGUUACUAGAGAUGGAUUAGAAGACCAAUUACUGGCCGAGGUUGUUAAAGCGGAACGACCGGAUCUUGAAGAGCUUAAGGCGGAACUAACGCGACAGCAAAACGAUUUCAAGAUUAUGCUCAAGUCGCUGGAAGACGACCUGCUCUCGAGACUCUCCUCCGCCGGCGAGAACAUCCUUGGCGACACUAGCCUCGUAGAAAAUCUUGAAACUACCAAGAAAACCGCUGCUGAAAUCGAAAAGAAGGUCUCAGAGGCGAAGAUUACAUCCACACAGAUCGACCAAGCUAGAGAACAUUAUAGACCCGCCGCGGCCCGAGCCAGUUUACUAUACUUCAUCUUAAACGAACUCAACACUAUAAAUCCUAUUUAUCAGUUCUCGUUAAAAGCUUUUAGCGUCGUAUUUCAAAAAGCCAUCGCCAGGGCGGACCCGGCCGAGUCUGUGCCGGACAGAGUUAAUAAUUUAAUAGACUGCAUAUCGUUUUCUGUUUUCCAGUACACCACAAGGGGUCUAUUCGAGUGCGACAAAUUAAUUUUCGCAUCGCAGAUGACCUUUCAAAUACUACUGAUGAGCGAGGAGAUUGCUCCUGCGGAUCUCGACUUCCUGUUGAGGUUUCCCGUGAAACCGCACGUUACCAGCCCGGUGGACUUCCUGUCCAACUCGAGCUGGGGUGGCAUCUGCAGCCUCUCGGCUAAAGACGAGUUCCGCAACCUCGACAGGGACAUCGAAAGCUCCCAAAAACGGUGGAAGAAACUCGUCGAGUGCGAAUGUCCCGAACGGGAAAAGUUUCCUACCGAAUGGAAAAAUAAAACCGCCCUCCAAAGAUUAUGUAUGAUGAGGGCUUUACGCCCUGAUCGAAUGAUAUACGCGGUUAUGGCAUUUAUCGAAGAAAAACUUGGGACGAAGUACGUAGAAAAUAAGACUGUUGAGUUCGAGAAAUCGUUUGAGGAGACCAGCCCCUCGACUCCUAUAUUCUUCAUCCUCUCCCCGGGGGUCAACCCUUUGAAAGACGUCGAAGCCUUAGGGGAGAAGCUCGGAUUUACGGCGGAUAAACAAAAUUUUCACAACGUCUCCCUCGGGCAAGGUCAAGAGGUCGUCGCGGAAACCGCGAUGGACAUUGCCGCUAGAUCAGGACAUUGGGUGAUCCUCCAAAAUAUUCAUUUAGUUAAAAAAUGGUUACCAUCCUUGGAGAAAACACUUGAAAGAUACAGCGAAGGCUCUCAUCCUGAUUACAGGGUUUUUAUGAGUGCCGAACCAGCGGCGUCCGCUGCAGCCCACAUAAUCCCACAAGGAAUUUUAGAGUCUUCCAUUAAAAUUACUAACGAACCUCCCACUGGGAUGCAAGCUAAUAUCCAUAAAGCCUUUUCUAAUUUCAACCAAGAAACGUUAGAACAAUGCGGAAAAGAAGCCGAAUUCAAAGUUAUACUAUUCGCUCUUUGUUAUUUUCACGCCGUGGUCGCCGAACGAAGAAAAUUUGGCCCUCAAGGUUGGAACAAAAUCUAUCCAUUCAACGUUGGCGACCUCACAAUUAGCGUUUUCGUCCUAUACAACUACUUAGAAAACAAUUCUAAAGUUCCCUGGGAAGAUCUACGCUAUCUUUUCGGCGAAAUCAUGUACGGCGGUCAUAUCACUGACGAUUGGGAUCGAAAACUAUGCAUUUCUUAUCUCGAGGAAUAUCUCCAACCUGAUCUCGUCGAUGGCGAACUACUUUUAGCUCCGAAUUUUGCAGCUCCCCCAAACACGGAUUACUCCGGCUAUCACCAAUACGUCGAUGACAUGCUUCCACCUGAAUCGCCGUAUUUAUAUGGACUCCACCCCAACGCUGAAAUAGGAUUUUUAACAACCACAGCAGACGAUCUCUUUAAAACCGUCUUUGAAAUGCAACCGCGUGAUGCUGGAGCUUCGGGAGGAGCAACAGUUUCUAGAGAAGACAAAGUUAAACAAAUGAUCGACGAAAUGCUAGAAAAAUUACCUGAAGAUUUUAACAUGGUGGAGAUAAUGGGAAAAGUGGAGGAAAGAACGCCGUACGUUAUAGUGGCUUUCCAAGAAUGCGAAAGAAUGAAUUAUCUAACAAGCGAAAUUAAAAGAACUCUUAGAGAACUUGAUUUAGGAUUAAAAGGCGAAUUAACAAUCACAUCAGACAUGGAAGAUUUAGAAAACUCUUUAUUUUUAGACCAAGUCCCCCCUGCGUGGACGGCAAGAGCUUAUCCAUCAUUAAACGGAUUAACCUCGUGGUUUGUUGACCUCACACUACGUCUAAGAGAACUUGAAACUUGGUCAACAGAUUUCGUCUUACCAUCAUCAGUUUGGUUAGGAGGAUUUUUUAAUCCCCAAUCGUUAUUAACAGCGAUCAUGCAGAGUACAGCGAGAAAAAACGAACUUCCUUUAGACAAAAUGUGCCUCCAAUGCGAUGUUACUAAGAAACAAAAAGAAGAAUUUACGAGCGCGCCGCGAGAUGGGGCUUACGUCCAUGGUCUUUUUAUGGAAGGCGCUCGUUGGGAUACUCAAGCCGGGAUGAUUAUGGAUUCGAGAUUGAAAGAACUUUUCCCGUGUAUUCCCGUUAUUAAUAUUAGAGCGAUUACGCAGGAUAAACAAGAUCUUAGGAACGUUUAUGAAUGCCCUGUUUAUAAAACGCGAACAAGGGGGCCUACUUACGUUUGGACUUUUAAUUUAAAAACUAAAGAUAAACCUGCUAAAUGGACUAUGGCUGGUGUUGCAUUGUUGUUACAAAUAUAAAUUGUUUAAUAAAGUUUUUUUUUAUUUCUACAUUAUUUGAAAUAUUAUUGAAUAUGCGUGCGCAGUUCCAGUACAAUAUAUAGGGUCAAGUGCUGCCUCGCGCGGCACUUUAAAGUAU
This is a messenger RNA of Onthophagus taurus, 13139 nucleotides long. RefSeq names its product Dynein heavy chain at 93AB (gene Dhc93AB). Gene Ontology annotation, biological process: microtubule-based movement. Lineage: Eukaryota; Metazoa; Arthropoda; Insecta; Coleoptera; Scarabaeidae. The record is from RefSeq and is a predicted model, not a curated record. Gene Ontology annotation, cellular component: dynein complex. Gene Ontology annotation, molecular function: ATP binding; dynein intermediate chain binding; dynein light intermediate chain binding.